Molecule: messenger RNA, 897 nt
Organism: Trichoderma citrinoviride
Lineage: Eukaryota; Fungi; Ascomycota; Sordariomycetes; Hypocreales; Hypocreaceae
Product: alpha/beta-hydrolase
Exons: 2
Coding region: 1-897 (298 amino acids)
Cellular component (GO): membrane
Molecular function (GO): lipase activity
Source: RefSeq, a predicted model, not a curated record
AUGUCAACCACAGAAGAGGGCACAUUCAAGGUGGGCAAUGCGAGCCUCUACACAAAAACCUGGACGCCCACGGGCCCCAUCGUAGCCAAGCUCAUAUUCGUCCACGGCUUCAGCGAGCACAUCAACCGCUACAACGACUUCUUCGCCAAGCUCGCCGCGCACGGCAUCCAGGUCUUCUCGUGGGACCAGCGCGGCUGGGGCCGCAGCGCGACAAAGGCCGCGGACCGGGGCCUGACCGGCCCGACGUCCCGCGUCGUCGCCGACGUGGCCGCCUUCAUCCGGGACAAGCUGCCGUCCGAGGACGCGCCGCUCUUCGUCAUGGGCCACUCCAUGGGCGGCGGCGAGGUGCUCACGCUGGCGGCGGGCGACGACGCGCAGCACCGGCCGCUGGUCACGCAGGUGCGCGGCUGGAUCCUCGAGGCGCCCUUCAUCGGCUUCUCCAAGGGCGAGGAGCCGAGCGUGGUCAAGGUCGUGCUGGGGCGGCUGGUAGGCAAGCUGCUGCCGCGGCAGCAGCUCAAGCACGUCGUUCCGCCGGAGCACCUGAGUCGCGAUCCGGAGGUCGUCGAGUCCAUCCGGAACGACCCGCUGUGCCACAACACGGGCACGCUGGAGGGGCUGGCGUCGCUGCUGGAUCGCACGGCGCUGCUUUCUUCGGGGCGCGUCAAGCUGGGCAGCGACGUGCAUUCUUUGUUCCUGACGCACGGCACCAGCGACAUGACGUGCAGCUACGAUGCGGCCGUCAAGUUCGUCAAGGACCAGGAGGCUGUUGCGGACAAGGAGAUCAAGUCGUAUGAGGGCGCGUAUCACCAGCUUCACGCGGACCACUGCAAGGAUGAGUUUGCAAAGGACGUGAUUGACUGGAUUCUGAAGCGGUCCAAGAUUGAGUCGAAGCUGUGA